GCGGGGAGGGCGGGGACGUGGGCGGGGACGUGGGCGGGGCCAGGCGGGGCGCCGCAGUCCGUAGCCUCCCGCCCGCUCGGGCUGGGGUCGCGGUGGUUGGGACUCCCCUCCCCGCCCGCUGCGGCCAUGGAGGACCAACGGAAGGACGGAGCCUACGGAACCCCGCAGAAGUAUGACCCCACCUUCAAGGGACCCAUUUACAACAGGGGCUGCACAGACGUCCUUUGCUGUGUCCUCCUCUUCCUGGCCAUUGUGGGCUAUGUGGCUGUGGGCCUCAUUGCCUGGACGCAUGGGGACCCUCGGAAGGUGAUCUACCCCACGGACAGCCGAGGCGAAUUCUGCGGCCAGAAGGGCACGAAGAAUGCGAACAAACCUUUCCUGUUCUAUUUCAACAUUGUAAAGUGUGCCAGCCCCCUGGUCCUGCUGGAAUUCCAAUGCCCCACUCCCCAGAUCUGCGUGGAGAAGUGUCCCAACCGCUACCUCACCCUCCUGAAUGCCUGGAACACGCCUGAAUUUGAGUAUUACAAGCAGUUCUGUGUCCCUGACUUCCAGAAGAAUAAAAAGGGUGUGGCCCAGGUGCUUCGGGAUGGGCAGUGCCCUGCUGUGCUCAUCCCCAGCAAGCCCUUGGCCCAGAGAUGCUUCCCGGACAUCCACGCCCACAAGGGGGUCAUCAUGGUGGGCAAUGCGACCACCUACGAGGAUGGGCACGGCUCCCGGAAAAACAUCACGGAGCUGGUGGAGGGCGCCAAGCAGGCCAACGGCAUCCUGGAGGCCCGGCAGCUGGCCAUGCGCAUAUUUGAAGAUUACACCGUUUCCUGGUACUGGAUUGUCAUAGGCCUGGUCAUCGCCAUGGUGCUCAGCCUGCUGUUCAUCAUCCUGCUGCGCUUCCUGGCCGGCAUCAUGGUCUGGGUGAUGAUCGUCCUGGUGAUCCUGGUGCUGGGCUACGGGAUAUUUCACUGCUACAUGGAGUACGCCCGCCUGCGCGGGGAGGCCGGCUCGGACAUCUCGGUCCUGGACUUGGGCUUCCAGACGGACUUCCGGGUGUACCUGCACCUCCGCCAGACCUGGCUGGCUUUCAUGAUCAUUCUGAGCAUCCUGGAAGUCAUCAUCAUCCUGCUGCUCAUCUUCCUCCGCAAGCGGAUUCUCAUCGCCAUCGCACUCAUCAAGGAAGCCAGCAGGGCCGUGGGAUACGUCAUGUGCUCCUUGCUGUACCCCCUGGUCACCUUCUUCCUGCUGUGUCUCUGCAUUGCAUACUGGGCCAGCACUGCUGUCUUCCUGUCUACUUCUAACGAAGCUGUCUAUAAGAUUCUGGGCGAUUCCUCCUGCCCACAUCAGGGGCAAACGUGCCACCCUGAGACCUUCUUCAAUUCCACUGAAGCGCACGCGUGCCCGAACGCCAGAUGCCAGUUUGCCUUCUACGGCGGUGAAUCCGGCUACCACCGCGCACUGCUGGGCCUGCAGAUCUUCAACGCCUUUAUGUUCUUCUGGCUGGCCAACUUCGUGCUGGCGCUGGGCCAGGUCACCCUGGCCGGGGCCUUCGCCUCCUACUACUGGGCCCUGCGCAAGCCAGAUGACAUGCCGGCCUUCCCGCUCUUCGCUGCCUUUGGCCGAGCGCUCAGGUACCACACCGGCUCUUUGGCCUUUGGGUCCCUCAUUCUCGCCAUUGUGCAGAUCAUCCGAGUGAUUCUGGAGUAUUUGGAUCAGCGCCUGAAAGCUGCGGAAAACAAAUUUGCUAAGUUUCUCAUGACCUGCCUCAAGUGUUGUUUCUGGUGCCUGGAGAAGUUCAUUAAAUUCCUCAACAGGAACGCUUACAUCAUGAUCGCCAUUUAUGGCACCAACUUCUGCACCUCGGCCAGAAAUGCCUUCUUCCUGCUCAUGAGAAACAUCAUCAGGGUGGCUGUCCUGGACAAAGUUACCGACUUCCUCUUCCUGCUGGGCAAACUCCUGAUCGUGGGCAGCGUGGGGAUCCUGGCUUUCUUCUUCUUCACCCAUCGCAUCAGGAUCGUGCAGGACACAGCGCCGCCUCUCAACUAUUACUGGGUCCCCAUACUGACAGUCAUCGUCGGUUCCUACCUGAUCGCCCAUGGUUUCUUUAGCGUCUAUGGCAUGUGUGUGGAUACGCUGUUUCUCUGCUUCUGUGAGGAUCUUGAGCGGAAUGACGGCUCUCAGGAGCGACCCUACUUCAUGUCGCCCGAGCUGAGAGACAUCCUGUUAAAGGGGAGUGCGGAGGAGGGCAAGCGGGCGGAAGUCCAGGAGUAGACAGUGAGGGACACUGUGGAAGAUCUGGAGCGGAACAACGGCUCCUCCGAGAGGCCUUACUUCAUGUCUUCCACCCUCAAGAAGCUCUUGAAUAAGACCAACAAGAAGCCGGUGGAGUCCUAAAGCCAGGGACGGUGGAGCAUGCCUGUGAUCCCAGCACUUGGGAUGCUGAGGCAGGAGGGUCUCUGGGGAUUCCAGGCCAGCCUGGGUAUCCAGUGAGCUGAAGGCCAGCCACCUUCAGCAAGCAAGCAGGCAAGCAGAUGCAAAAAGAAACUGAGAGAGCUCUCAAGGCCCCACUCCUCCCGCCUCCCAGGACCGAUGCUCCCGUGGUGCUCGCUUGGCUGGAAGUCUGAUCACUGCCUAUCUGCCUUCCGCCCACCAUCCAGUGUCUGCCAGUUCCUGGGGUCUGGAGGAUGUGGGGCAUCGCCUCUAAUUAAAUCCAGAGGCCCUCGGUUUUCCAGCAGCCCCACAAGCCUGGGGUAGAAGGAGUCACUCCAGCUGGGGACAUGCCUCCAAUCCCAGCACUGGGAGGCGGGGCAGCAGGCUCGCUGUGCCUUCGAGGCCAGCCUGAGUGACAGCAUAACCUGUCUCGAAAAACCAAACAAAGCAAGCAAGCAAGAAAAAAAGUCACUCCAGCCCUUCUGGCCUGGCUGGGGACAAACCUCUGGGACGGGACGUGCCUGGGCCUCUGUUGGCUGCUUCAGGCUUCCUGUCACCCCUCCUGGAAGACAGACAGACAGUGGGAAGGGACCGAGGUCCUGUAGGAGGAGCAGCCGGCCGCCCUGCGCUCCAGACUCCGAACCGGACCGAAGCUGGCUGCCACUGGAUGCAUUUAUUCUUUUCUAGCCUGGACAGGCAUUAGAGGGGCUCGUAGCUUUUAUUCCCGUCUCCACGGCUGGACGGAGCCGCCAGGCAGUGCCUUCACUUGUGGCUGGGGUGGGGCCGGGGGCGGGGGCAGCUUGGCGGGGCUGGAGAUAUUCUUGGCCUACGUGGGAGGGCACAGGCCGGCCAGUUUCCCAUGCUGCGCCCUUGGUAAGAGGAAAGACCCUACGCAGGGAGGAUUCAGGGGCCAAGGUGGUUGUGGGGAGCUCUGCCCAGGUCCCUCACGCCUUGGGAAUCCUUAUGCCAAACUUGUUAAACUGAGGGGAACUGGUUGUGGGGGUUCCCCUUCACCUGCCAUAUCCCAGUCUCAGCCCCGCCCUGCCCCUAGGCUUAAUGCCUCUGCACAAUCCACUUGAUCUUAGCCAGUUCCCACGGGGACCCCCAUUUCCUGUGCCUGCAGUCAGCCACCAUUGUCGCCAUCUGGUCCCCACAGCCCUAAGCAUAUAUAACUGCAUUCCAACCACUAAUAAAGUGCCUACCAUACCGGU
Molecule: messenger RNA, 3629 nt
Organism: Cavia porcellus (domestic guinea pig)
Lineage: Eukaryota; Metazoa; Chordata; Mammalia; Rodentia; Caviidae
Gene: Slc44a2
Product: solute carrier family 44 member 2 (CTL2 blood group)
Exons: 23
Coding region: 127-2259 (710 amino acids)
Biological process (GO): transmembrane transport
Molecular function (GO): transmembrane transporter activity
Source: RefSeq, a predicted model, not a curated record